Molecule: messenger RNA, 3222 nt
Organism: Uranotaenia lowii
Lineage: Eukaryota; Metazoa; Arthropoda; Insecta; Diptera; Culicidae
Exons: 1
Coding region: 1-3222 (1073 amino acids)
Biological process (GO): DNA integration
Molecular function (GO): nucleic acid binding
Source: RefSeq, a predicted model, not a curated record
AUGUUGUUGGCGAAUCCCAAGAAGGUUUGGUACCUCCCUCUCGGCGUUGUUGUCCAUCCAAACAAACCUGGCAAGAUACGUCUGGUCCUUGACGCGGCGGCUCAAGUGAACGGAACGUCGCUAAACUCCAUUCUACUUACCGGACCGGAUCUUUUAACUUCGUUGCCAGCUAUCAUUCAACAAUUUCGGGAACGACCGGUGGCUUUCAAGGCGGACAUACGCGAAAUGUUCCACCAAUACCGGAUUCGGGAAGCUGAUAAGCACGUAUUGCGUUUCCUUUUUCGAACAGACCCUACCAUCAAGCCAGACGUGUACGUUAUGGAUGUGGGUACCUUUGGUGCAGCCUGCUCACCGACGUCUGCCCAAUAUGUGAAAAAUCUGAAUGCGUCUCAACACGCCGAUCAAUUCCCGGACGCUGCGAAGGCUAUUAUUCGUCGGCAUUACGUUGACGAUUAUCUUGACAGUGCCGAUACUCCUGAGGAAGCCAUCAACCGAGCGAAGCAGGUCCGCUACGUGCACUCACAAGCUGGAUUCGAGCUGCAUAGCUGGGUUUCGAAUGAUAAAUCGUUUAUUCGAGCCCUGGGAGGAAAAGAAGACGACGAACGAGUGCCGCUGCAACCAGAGGAUGACAAAACAAGAGAACGCGUUCUGGGAAUUAUCUGGUGUCCCCACGAAGACAUCUUUACUUUCUCGACCAAUCUGCGGAAGGACUUGUCACCGUUUCUAAAUGAUGAUCAGCGACCGACGAAGCGGAUAGCCCUCCGCUGUGUAAUGAGCCUUUUCGACCCACUCGGAUUUCUUUCUCCGUUCACAAUACAUGGCAAGAUCCUUCUCCAAAGUCUGUGGCGUACCGGGUGUGAUUGGGAUGAGAAAAUCGAUGACGAAAGCUAUACCCGUUGGUCGCAGUGGAGAAAUAAACUGUCGUUGAUUGAAGAGGUGAAAAUUCCCCGUUGCUAUCUGCAAAAUGCUCCACCGAAGGCUUAUGAGUCGCUACAACUUCAUGUUUUCGUCGACGCCAGCGAGCAGGCGUAUGGUGCUGUAGCCUUCUUCCGGAUCGAAACCGACGAAGGUCCACGAUGCUCACUAGUAAUGGCGCGAACGAAAGUGGCUCCACUGAAGCAGUUGUCCAUCCCUCGCAUGGAACUAAUGGGUGCGGUACUCGGAACAAGAUUGCUAAAAUUGGUUGAAGAUAGUCAUGAGCUGAAGGUAACGAGGCGUUUGCUCUGGACCGAUUCGCAAAAUGUGCUGUCAUGGAUUCGAUCCGAUCAACGGAAGUACAAACCGUUUGUCGCAUUCAGGAUUGGCGAGAUUCUACAAGAGACGAAGAUCGACGAGUGGCGCUGGGUGCCCUCGAAGGCUAACGUGGCAGAUACACUCACCAAGUGGGGCAGAGGUCCCUGUCUGGACCCAGAAGGGCCCUGGUUCAACGGACCCGAUUUUCUCCAGCAACCAGAGGAGAUGUGGCCUACGCAGAAAACACCAACACUAAACACGACAAUCGAGCUUCGAGCGUGCCACAUGUUCCACACUUUCAAGACUAACGAACCUAUCAUCGAUGUAAGUCGGUUCUCACGGUGGAAUGUUCUCCUACGGACGAUCUGUUGCGUUUACAGAUUUAUCUCCAAUUGUCGUCGCCGCAUUGCUCGAGCACCCAUCGAGGUUAUUCCGGACGCCACCGAACGAUUGAAGAGAUUGGUGAUCCGUGACGUCGAAUGUACCGUAGUUCCUUUGAAGCAGGAAGAAUACGAAGCAGCCGAGAUCCUGUUGUGGAAAAUUGCUCAAAGAGAGUCGUUUUCAUGUGAAAUAGUUAUCACAUCGAAGAACCGUCAGCUGACGUCAGAAAACUGGAUUCCGAUUGAGAAACACAGUGUCAUUUAUCAUUGCAAGCCGUUCCUGGACGAUUGUGACGUGUUGCGAAUGGACGGCAGGACAAAAUUUGCUGAAUUCAUCCCCUACGAUACGAGAUUCCCCAUCAUUCUACCAAGAGCCCACGAAAUCACCAAUCUACUGCUAGCUGACUAUCAUCGGCGUUUUGCACACGCUAACCGGGAGACCACGUUCAACGAAGUUCGACAACGUUUUUAUAUUCCUAAGCUGAGGAGCUGUGUAAAACGGUCGAUGGAUAAUUGUCAAUGGUGCAAAGUAAAAAGGAGCCGACCGCACGUACCUACGAUGGCACCCUUACCAAUUGAACGAAUGACGCCUUUCCUGAGACCCUUCAGUCAUGUGGGUGUCGACUAUUUUGGACCGAUUGAGGUAAUCGUUGGACGCCGGGUCGAGAAACGGUGGGUUGUACUUUUUACGUGCCUGACGGUCCGGGCAGUGCACUUGGAAGUGGCACACAAGCUGAAUACUGACUCGUGUAUCAAGGCAAUUCGGAGAUUCGUGCUGCGCAGAGGCCCACCAAUUGUCAUAUUCUCCGACAACGGCACCAAUCUGAAAGCAGCCAACAAGGAGCUUCAAGAGCAGAUUCGUCGGAUCGGAACAGCCUGCGCUAACGUGUUCACCAAUGCCAAGACGCGCUGGUGCUUCAAUCCGCCUUCUGCACCCCAUAUGGGGGGCAUAUGGGAGCGGAUGGUACAAACGGUCAAGACGACAAUGGCAACACUGAAUGCGGAACACCGAAUGAGCGAUGAAAUACUUUUGACCGUUAUUGCUGAGGCCGAAGAGAUCGUCAACUGCAGACCGUUGGUUUAUAUACCCCAAGACUCAUCGGACGCUGAAGCGCUUACGCCGAACCAUUUUUUGCGUGGCACGGUAACCGAGCUGAAGGAUCUUCGCAUAGCCCCAACAGGUCUGGCAGACGCACUUCGAAGCACCUACAAGAGGUCCCAGUACAUCGCCGACGAACUAUGGAAGCGGUGGCUAAAAGAAUAUGUGCCGUCCUUGAACGUGAGUACCAAAUGGUUAGAAGAUUCAAGACCGCUGAAACCAGGCGAUUUAGUGUUCAUCACGGAUGAUCAAAACCGCAACGGAUGGGUCCGGGGGCAAGUAGCUGAAGUCAUCGUUUUAAAAGACGGCCGUGUUCGACAGGCGGUGGUUCGCACUUCCAGUGGACUGUUUCGGCGACCGGUGGCUAAACUCGCAGUCAUAGAAAUUGAGGCUAUUGGUAAAUCUGUCCAGGAAGCAGGUUCUGGACCAGGUUUACGGGUCGGGGAAAUGUUAAAACCACUGGGCACAGAGGAAGAAAUCCCUUCAACUGGCCUCCCUGGACGGACGUAA